CUAACAGUAUUUAUACUAAAGGAGAAUUCCUUAAACCCAAAGCAAAACUUCCCCCCCUGAUAACUCAUCUGUGUGUUAAUUGUGUGUGAAAAUAAAAUGCACGGAAGACCACGCAAAGCUCCAACAACAGAAGAGCAAGAAGCUUCUGCUAUCAAAGCUUCCAAAUUACGUUCUCUCCAAUCCCAAUUUCUCCAAUUCCAUCACAACAAAAUAUAUACAAAGGAAGCAUUAGAUGUAAGUGCAAAGUUAUUAGAGUCAAAUCCUGAGUACUAUACUGCUUGGAAUUACAGAAAACUUGCUGUCCAACAUAAUUGGAAUUUACCUGAAGCUGACAAUAAUGAGGAGUCUAUUAAAUCAAUUCUUGAUGAAGAACUCAGAUUAGUAGAGAAUGCAUUGAAGAGGAAUUUCAAGUCUUACGGAGCAUGGCAUCACCGUAAAUGGGUGCUGAGUAAAGGGCAUUCUUCUACAGACAAGGAAUUGUUGCUUCUGGGUAAGUUCCAGAAGGCAGACGCCCGCAAUUUCCAUGCAUGGAAUUAUAGAAGGUUUGUCACUGCACUGAAGAACAUACCAGAUGAGAAGGAACUAGAAUACACAACUGAAAGGAUAUGCGAUAAUUUCAGCAACUAUUCUGCUUGGCACAACCGCAGUGUUCUUCUUUCUCAUUUGCUGAAGGAAAACGCAAAAGGAUAUUCUCCCAAGGACAAUGUAUUUACAGAAGAAUACGAAUUUGUGCGCAAUGCUCUUUUCACAGAUCCAGAUGAUCAAAGUGGUUGGUUUUACCAUCUUUGGCUUCUUGAUCAGACAGUUAAACUAGAGACAUUGUUGGUUUCUUCAUGGCCACCUCAUGGCUGUAAUCUUUCCUUACCCGUGGAUGCUUCGUUUGGAGAUUGCUCUUUCUCACCCUUUAUCAGUCUUCAAUCUAAUACUAGAACACUUCCGCUCAUCCUCUAUUUCAGUGAAGCUGUUGAAAAUAUAUGCUCAUCUACAUUAGAAGUUGAAUGUGAAAAUAUCGUGAGUAAUGAGCUCGUUUGGAGAUCACUCUCAGGAGAAGAAACUGCGUCUGCCCAGGCGUGGUUGACAUAUCUUAAUUUUCCAGAGGAACAUGCACAUUCUUUAAAGGCUUACCAAGUAAAGGUUAGCCUUGCUCGUUCUCAAGGCAUUUUCUCUUCAACUGGCGUUCAUCGUGGAAAUUCUUCUCAUAUUGCAUUUACAGUGUCUAUACCACCUUAUCAUUCAGAACAUGUUGACUUGAAAAAUGAAGAGAAGAUCUUUUGGAGUGAGGAAAGUUUCUGUACUCAUGAAGCACAGUUUCUUGAGUCAGUUCUGGCUAACUUGUUCCAUAUAGAAAGAACCAAGGUAGACGAAAAAGUGGUGGACUAUCAGUGGAAUAUUAUGACUGUCGAUAAUGAGAUAGCACACUAUAGGGAGUUGUUGGCAACAAUGAACUGUAAAAUUGGGAAGCUGACACUUGCAAGACUGCUGAUGGCGCAUAACACUUUAAUGUCAUAUACUUGCACUAGUCAUAGAAAUGUUAGCCACCAUGCAGAAAUUCUUCAGCUAUAUGAUGAUUUAAAGAAAAUGGACCCAGCACAUUUCCACUACUACCAGGAUGAGUACAAUCUAGUACUUCUGAAACAGAUAAUCUCCAAUCAAGAAUUGUUGCUAAAGCACUGCUGUAAAUAUAGGGAUCCUUCUUCUCCAAAAAUCAAUAAUUUCUGUCUGCGGCUUAAUGAUCUCUCACUUUCACGUAUUGGGUCUAUGGAGCAACUUUUGUGGGUUCAAGUCUUAGAUCUCAGCAACAACCAAAUUCAGUCACUUGAAGGCUUGGAGGUGAUGCAACUUCUCUCCUGUUUGAAUGCUAGUCACAAUAAACUCUGCAGUUUUACUGCUUUGGAGCCUUUGAGACUGCUAAGAUCACUGAAAGUCUUGGAUAUCUCUUACAACGAGAUUGGUGCGCACUCUAUUGACACGAGGAGGUAUUUGUGCUCUUCUCCCCUGAACCAUAAAAGUGGAGGUGACUGGAAAACUGAGGAAUCUGAGAUGCCUUGGGCUGAGGUGACUGACCAUUGGGAAGCUUAUACUAUUUUUAAAGACUUGAACUUGAUACAAUUAGAUGUUAACGGAAAUGCAGUUUCCGACGAAAAGAUAAAAUUACUUUUGAUUAAGUUAUUACCGUCACUACGGUGGCUUGAUGGUGAAAAGGUUGCAGAAAGUUAAAUCUCAGUCGCUGUUACAAGUUUAUCUACAGAAUGGAUAAGGAUAUAAAUAAGCAUACAGGGACAAAGUUAUACACACUUAGUCACUGAUCUAUGCUUCAUAAAUUUGAUGCUCUUGCAACCAAAUUCAAUGUGGUUGCAUAAAUCUAAGCUCUAGAAAAUUGUAUGCCAGAGACAGAUGAGAUGAGGCUCUCAGAUGCCUAGUAAUCUGAACUCGUGCAAGUACGUUACAGCAACAGCGGAAAUACUAUAACUGGCCUCUUUUAGUUGAUUUUGGCAUAUGGAGUUUGGAAACUCUCUAAAUAGAAGUCAAGGAACAGGACUGUGUGAGAUUUUCAUCUCUAAUACUAUUAGAAGGUAUAAAAGACAGA
Molecule: messenger RNA, 2587 nt
Organism: Nicotiana tabacum (common tobacco)
Lineage: Eukaryota; Viridiplantae; Streptophyta; Magnoliopsida; Solanales; Solanaceae
Product: geranylgeranyl transferase type-2 subunit alpha 1-like
Biological process (GO): protein geranylgeranylation
Cellular component (GO): Rab-protein geranylgeranyltransferase complex; cytoplasm
Molecular function (GO): protein binding; Rab geranylgeranyltransferase activity
Source: RefSeq, a predicted model, not a curated record